This is a messenger RNA of Geodia barretti, 252 nucleotides long. The record is from the annotation of a GenBank genome assembly. NCBI's taxonomy places the organism in Eukaryota, Metazoa, Porifera, Demospongiae, Tetractinellida, Geodiidae.
GUUCUCAUCUAUAACGGACAGUUGGAUAUCAUUGUUGGAGCCCCACUGACAGAGCGAUAUCUACAGGUGUUGCAGUGGUCAGGCCAGAAAGACUACCUCGCAGUAAAGAAGGAAGUGUGGAAGACUGAAGGAAGCAGUGAAGUAGCUGGCUAUAUUCGCCACGUGUCAAACUUCUGGCAGGUAUUAUAAUAAUGCUGCCAGGAGAUCAUUAAUGAAGGGGUCAGAGUCAGAGUGGGCCAACCCUCAAUAUAC